AUGAAGAGUUACUCGGGGACGAGGAUAGCACAAAGCGACAGAAGCCAGAACACUGAAAAAGUGAUCAAGGCAGCUAUUGUGCUAUUCAAUGACGCCAUCGACAUGACCCUAUGCCCCGGCCUAACAACAGAGAAUAUCGCAGUCGCUAAGCUGAGCACCGGGGCAUGGGACUUGGGGGUGGUGUCCGUCUACCUAGAGGGCGACACACCAAUCGACCCUUAUUUAGAAAAGAUCGAUGCGGCCGUGGUGGGACUACGGACAAGACACGUGAUACUCGGUGGGGACGUAAAUGCUUGGAACACCUGGUGGGGAAGCCGGAAAACAGACAGCAGAGGAAUCGAGGUCGCCGCAAAGCUUGACCAACUAGAACUCCAUAUUCUCAACAGGGGGACUGAGCCUACUUUUGACACAUAUAGAGGCGGAAAGAGGUUCUCCAGCUGCGUGGAUAUAACUACCUGCUCGACUGGCCUACUCGGGAGGAUGGACAACUGGAGACUAUCCGACGAAAUAACCAGUUCGGACCACAGGGCAAUCCUAUUUGACAUUAAUUUAGGAAAAUCAACAGGAACCAAUAUAAAAAGAAUAACAAGGAAAUACAACACCAAGAAGGCGAAUUGGGGCGAGUUUCGUGAGAAACUCGUCCAAAUUUGGAAGGCAAAAAGAAUAAAUAAAGAGGAAAUAAAUAAAAUAGCAACAACGGAUGAAUUAGAAAUAAAAACAGAACAUUACACAAAUUCAGUAAUAGAAGCAUGCGAAAGUAGUAUUCCUAAAAUAAAAACCAAAAAACAAAUGGGACUGCCCUGGUGGACCCACGAGCUGACAGUACGUAAAAAGGAGGUCUCCAGGUUGAAGCGCCGUAUUUCAUACGCAGCACCAGUCCGUCGCGGGUGGGUCGUCGAACAGUAUAAAAAAGCAAAAGAUGAAUACCAAUAUGAAGUAAAAAGAGCUCAGACCACCAGCUGGAAGGACUUCUGUUGUAAGCAAGACCGAGAAACAAUGUGGGAUGGUAUAUAUAGGGUUAUAAGCCGCACAUUGAAUCGACAUGAGGAUGUUCCACUUAUGCAGGACGGGGAGACGCUAGACGGUGAGGCAUCGGCCAGGAUACUUGCAGAAACAUUUUAUCCGGAGGAUAGCACUGAGGACGAUGACACGGUACACAUGCAAACAAGAGCUACAGCGGAAACUGUAAACGAAGGGUCACAUGAUAGUCCAUGUGACCCACCAUUUACAAAAGAAGAACUAAUGUGGGCCGUGUCUAGUUUUAGUUCUAAAAAGGCACCCGGUGACGAUGGUUUAACAUCGGACGUCUGUGAAGUAGUCGUCACCUUGGACUUAGCAUUGUUCCUGGCACUAAUAAACAAGUGCCUCAGUCUUGCAUAUUUUCCCAUCAAAUGGAAGAGGGCCGCAGUCGUUGUAUUGAGAAAGCCUGGUAAGGGGAACUACACACACCCUAAGUCCUACAGGCCGAUUGGGCUUUUGCCUGUACUAGGAAAAAUUUACGAAAAAAUGUUAGUUCGCAGAAUAAAGUGGCACAUCGUGCCAAAGAUAAGCCAAAACCAAUAUGGAUUUAUGCCGCAACGCAGCACGGAGGACUCCCUCUAUGACAUGAUGCAGUUUAUUAAGAUCAAACUGAAAGACAGAAAGUUGAUUCUGAUCAUAUCAUUGGACAUAGAGGGAGCCUUCGACAAUGCGUGGUGGCCGGCGAUACGGUGUAGGCUCGCGGAGAUUGGGUGUCCGGUAAAUCUGAGGCGGGUAGUAGAUAGCUAUCUUAAAGAUAGAACGGUGUGCCUCAGAUAUGCCGGGGCCGAAUGCGUAAGAAAGACCACAAAAGGGUGUGUGCAAGGCUCGAUCGGGGGUCCAAUUUUCUGGAAUUUACUACUGGAUCCACUCCUGAGGGAGUUAAGUGAAAGAGGGUCCCAUUGCCAGGCUUUCGCGGAUGACGUGGUCCUGAUGUUCUCCGGGGAUACGGCACGACAGGUGCAAGAGCAGGCCAAUGAAAUUCUCGAACAUGUCCGGAGGUGGGGAGUCGGUAAUAAGCUUAAUUUUGCGCCACACAAAACAAAAGCAAUGGUCGUAACAAAUAAGCUGAAGUAUGACUCACCACGUCUGGAGAUGGGCGGGGAGGACAUUGAGCUCUCCAAAGAAAUUAAAAUACUCGGCCUCACAGUUGAUGAUAAGCUUACCUUUAAUAUACACAUCCAGAGAACUUGUUGUAAAGUUCAAAACAUAUAUCGUCAACUGUCGAGAGCUGCAAAGGUACAUUGGGGCCUGAACCCGGAGAUCAUUAGGACCAUCUAUAUUGCAGUUGUUGAGCCAAUAGUUAUGUAUGCGGCCAGUGCAUGGGCAUCAGCAGCCAAUAAACAUAAAGCUAAAAAACAACUGGAUAUGGUACAGCGCGGGUUUGUGCAGAAAGUUAUUAAAUCUUACAGGACAGUCUCUCUACACUCGGCCCUACUACUCGCCGGGUUGCUUCCUUUGGACUUAAGGGUCCAGGAAGCAGCCCUCCUUUAUGAAAUAAAGAAAGGCUUCUCCCGGCGAGUUGACCUCCAUUCCGAGUUACAGAGAGCAAAGCGCCUUCUGCUUCAACACUCUUAUAGUGCAACAAUGUCCGAUAAAUCUAAAAAAUCGGGAUCAAUUUGCUCGGAUAAACAAACAUUGCACAAGAAGAAAACUCAUAUUGGGUCACAUGCGACCACUAAAGAACCUACUAAAACCUUACAUAGUAUAAAGACAAAAUUGGUCGAGUCAACGGAUCACAAUGUGCCUAAAGUUGACGCCCAGUGUAUAAUCGUUGGUUCGGAAUCAGAUCAACCACACUUCCAGCCCUCACCUACCCUUGAAAUAGAGGAGAGAGGUAAGUUAUCCUCUACUCCAGAGUCUGCCACCCCAUCGCCUAACCUAGAGGAAGCUAUAACUUCUUCUCCUCUCCUGACCAGACCGGGUUCAAGUUUACUGCGUAUCAAAACCCAAAUCCGACAGGCUAAAGCAGUUGAAGCUGAGGAGGUCACGAGGAGAAUGUCUGAGGUGGAGGACCAAAUAGAGUCCGACAACGACACUGGGGAAACAAAUACUUCCUUUGAUGCCUCUUCGCGUUCUAUAGGCGGCAAUCGGAUGUUUCUUAACGAACUACCAAGACAUGCGAAUGAGAUAUUGCAGCGUUCCAAAUCAGAGCUGGAAAAAUCUGGUAAUCUUAAAAGGGAAAUACGGGAAAGUGUAAUAGCUGGAUUGUAUACUCUGUAUGAAAUGAUUUUAAAGCUCUCUGACUCCAGAAUGCUGCAUAUGCUCGAGGCCAAUAAACAGAAGCUAAACGUCUCAAAAGAAUCCGAGCGUCUUACUCAACGACACGUACGGUUUAUGCACGAAACGCUAGGACAAUACGCUCUUUUAAAGGAGUGUAUUGAUAAAUUGCAAAAGGAAGCUGAAUCCAUGAGAAUGAUCAUGUCAUAUGACUUAUGCACAGCAAUCACUGAAACUAAGAGUGAGCUGAUUACAGUCAGACAUGAAAUGUCAUCAUCCAGCUGCAUAUCUAACCAAAUAAAGAUAUUGUCAGAAGAACUAAGACUUCUCCGCGAGAGUGUGGAAUCACCAAGACACACCAAAACGGAAGAUCUGAUAAGCACAUCUCUCAAUGAGGAGUUAAAAGAGAUACGCAGCGCUAUAAAUGAUAUUAAGACCUUAAAAUGUGGAAUACCAUUCUCUGAACUCCCUACAGUUUCCACCGAAGAAGGGAAAGGUCAAGAGGAGCAGGCUCAGGGGAUGACUCAGGAAUUGCGGAAACACAUUCACGAGGUGAAAACGCAGCUCCAAGAGGAUAUCGCCAGCCUGCGCUGUCAAAUGACUCAAAUAUCUGAAGACAUAGCAAAAUUUAGAAAGUGCCCUGCUGAUUCUUUAAUCUCCUCAGUCCAAGCCAGCAUAGAAGAACUGAGGCGAAAUACUAGAGAAUUACAGGACACUACUUUGGAAUCGGCAGCACCCAUUAGAACGGCCAUUGAAGGACUCCGAAACGAGGUCAGAAGUCAAACAUUUAUAGACAGAUCAAACUCAGCAGAGAAGGAUCAAAAUAUUAUACAAGAACAGCAAAAAUCGGAGAAAGCUUUCAUACCGAUGCAAAGAGCUACAAAGCCUUACUUCUCAUCUAGAUUAUACUCAGAAGUGACUGCUAAACCUAAUUUCUCUAUUGUGGUAGAAUCAGCUGAUCCUAGAAAUACCAGCGAUGAUAUAAUAAAACAGGUAAAGAAUGACAUUAAUAUAAUAGAUUUAGGUAUAGGAAUAAGCAAUAUAAAGAAAGCAAAAAAUCAGAAAGUGCUUAUAAGUUGCGAAACAGAAGACGACAGAAAGAUUCUACAUGAGAAACUGAAAAAUACCACAAACAAACUGACUGUACAGAAACUUCCGACCAAAAAUCCUCUGUUGAGACUAAUCGGAGUAGCAAUGGACCUAAGUAAUAAUAAAAUUGAAGAAGCUGUAAUUAAACAAAACGGCUCGUUGCUAAAGGAUAUAUCAACCUCACAAACGCACAUAAAAGUUGUGAGAAGAGUCAAAGGCCGUACUGGUUCAUUAAAUAACAUAAUCGUAGAAGUUAGCCCACAAGUCUGGUCAAGACUCAAAGACCAAAGAAUAAGGCUUGGGUUUCAGAUUGUCCCAUCAGUUGACCAGUCGCCCUUGAUUCAGUGCUACCGCUGCCUAGGAUUUUCACAUCGAGCUAGUGAAUGCAAGGCUGAUACAGUAAUUUGUGCAUAUUGCGCUGAGCCACACGAUACACGAGAGUGUUGCAAUAAAAACGAAGCUCCAAAGUGCACAAAUUGUAUCAACAAAAAGGCAAAUGAUUGGGCAUGUGCUCACCCCGCCUAUAGCUCCGAAUGCCCUGAAUGGCAGCGGUGGGACAGAAUUGCAAGAUCUUUUACAUCAUACUGCUAA
This is a messenger RNA of Parnassius mnemosyne (clouded apollo), 4917 nucleotides long. Lineage: Eukaryota; Metazoa; Arthropoda; Insecta; Lepidoptera; Papilionidae. The record is from the annotation of a GenBank genome assembly.